AUGGCAUCUACGGUCGUAGCAGAGCUUGAGGCCGGCCUGCAGGGCAUGCUCUCGCUAAAGCCCCCAGGAGUAUCCGGCUCUCGCAUCACAAACAUCACAACACUCUGCGUCGCCAAUGUUCAGCACGAAUCCGUCUUCAUCCAGAAACUCUUUACACACUUCAAGAAAACACCCAGCACACACAAACUGGGGGUUCUCUACGUCGUAGACUCUGUAACGAGGAAAUGGUUGGAUCAAGCCAAAGCCCAAGGACAAACACCAAGCCUAUCAGCCCCUGAUGGGACAUUCGGGGCAGGAGUGCAUAGAGUGACAGAACUGAUACCUAUUUUGAUGAACGACAUCAUUGCCACGGCGCCAGCAGACCAAAAGGAGAAGAUAAAGAAGCUUGUUGAUAUUUGGGAGAAGGGCCAAACCUUCCCUGCUUCCAUGGUCAACUCGUUCAAGGAGAAGUUGAAUGCUCCGAGGCCAACAAACGAGUCGACAACACCUCCCGGCAGCCCGCCUCCCAACCUCGCUGCUUCGUUGGGCUCUGGUAAUAAACCGCCGGCACCACCUGCAAGCCAGGCAGUUCCCAACAUUAUUCUGGAUAAGCUUGCAAGCCUUGCACGGCAGAAUGCCUCGUCUGCGCAAAGUAAUCCCAGCCCAGCUGCUUUCGCUCCAUCGUCUGCUCCGGCUACUGCACCCGCAUUCGGGGCAUUGGGAGGCCCGCUUGGAGGUGGGUUGAUGUCGCAAACUCCGGGCGCUGGACAAGGUCACGCAGGUGCUCCAUUUUUGCCGACAUCCCAGACGCCUACCCAGCCUGUAAAUGUACCAGGACUGCCCUUUGCGUAUCCCGCGGCACAACCUCCACAACCUACACAAACCGUGCCUCCUCUGGCUGCUUUGGCCAGCCCAGUUGCUGGGGCGCCGCCGCAGAAUGGCGCAAGUAAUCCGUCAGCCGCGACCGUCCAGCUGGUAGCGGCGCUGGCUGCACAGGGCAUGCCCAUUGAUAAGAUCGCCAGCGUAAUCCAGAUGAUGGGCCAGGCCGGUGGCCUCCCGGCCGCAGCCACUCCGCCGCAGAUGCCUCAGCCCACGCAGACCGGGUAUACUGGAGGCCCAACGCCGGGAAGCGCUGGCCCUGCUCCUUGGGAUGCCCCUCGCCCUGAUGAUGCACGUGAUCGCGGUGGCUAUCAUGACGGUAUGAGGUCACCGCACCGUCGGGGCCGGUCGAGGUCACGCUCUCCCGCACGCUGGGACGCAAGAGGUUCCCCGAGAUCCCAUGCCAAUGAUCGGAGCGGUUUUGACUACGGACGGCCCGGUUCGCCCGGUCGCGGCCGUGCUGAUGACCGGGACCGUCGUGGGGACAUAUCGGACUACCGCCAGCGUUCGCCCCGUGGGCGCCAUGGCGAGAGCCCGGUUCGGGAACCAGAGCCGCAGGACAAGUGGGUCGAGUACGACAACAACGUUCCUAGUGGCAGCAUCAAAGUGUACAGCCGGACCCUUUUUGUAGGCGGUGUAACUUGCUCUGAACACGAGCUUCGCGAGAUUUUCACCCGUUUCGGCCAGGUCCAGACUUGCAUCGUCAACAAGGAUAAGCGCCAUGCGUUUGUGAAGAUGUUUUUCCGCAAGGACGCUGAGCGUGCAAAGGCCGCUAUGGAGGAUAUGCGCAGCCAAGACUUUCAACUCAGGACAAGGUGGGGUGUGGGUUUCGGUCCCCGUGAUUGCAGUGACUACCAGAGUGGCAUCAGCAUCAUCCCCAUUCACAAGCUCACCGACGCCGACCGCAAAUGGAUGCUUACAGCCCCCUUCGGUGGCUCCGGCGGCCGCCCCAUCGUCAGCGGCCUGUCCGUCGAGGAGCCCGACAUCGAGAUCGGCGCCGGUGUGUCCUCCAAGGCCAUCAGCCGCCGCAUGCAGACCGACAAGGGCGGUAAUCACGGGCCCAAGUCCAGUCGGCGUGUGGAUGAUGACCAACCUCCCGCUAGCUUUGGUGGCCCUGGUGGGCCUCAAAGCGGCGCCUUGACUGGAGCCCCCGGCGGUGGUCCCGGUGGCAGGUGGCGGAAUAAGGCUGGUGAUAAGCACCAUGGCAGCGGUGGCGGUGGUGGUCGUGACCAGCAGCGACGAGGUGGAGGUGGCGGUGGUGCCCGGACCGACGGCAAAAUUAGCGAUGACCCGAUCGUCAUGGAUCUGCCGGCGGGCAUUACCAUGGGUCCCAACGGAAUUAACUAUCCUCCCAACUUUGCCUUUGGCGGGUCGGGGCCGCAUUUAUAG
Molecule: messenger RNA, 2247 nt
Organism: Dichotomopilus funicola
Lineage: Eukaryota; Fungi; Ascomycota; Sordariomycetes; Sordariales; Chaetomiaceae
Exons: 6
Coding region: 1-2247 (748 amino acids)
Molecular function (GO): RNA binding
Source: RefSeq, a predicted model, not a curated record